UGCUGAUAUAAAUGAGAGUAUGUAGAGAUCUGGAAGAUUAAGUCUACGUCAGACUUUUGUUUUAUUCAGAGGUUUGGCUUCCUGCCCUCUGUUCAGGCAAUAAAUUGGCUGUAACAGAGCUGAUUCUAACAUUCUGUUCAGUAGAAGUAUCCCAGCAGAGACAAAACCACACAAAAUAAGGACUCGAAAAAGAAGUCAGCUAAGAUCAUCCUCAUCAGUGUUUCUUCAGUGCCUCUACAAUGAUCCUCCGCUCAGGCCGUAAAAAGCCCUAUCAAAUGCCUCCCCGUAGAAGACAGUCUGUGAAGAAGCAGUGUCUUAGAAAUAGGAGAACAGCUGCUAGAAAGCCAGUCUUCUGUGAACAACCUUGCUUUGACUCAGGCUUCCUACGGACCUCCAUUCGCUACUCUGAGUCUACUGAUUCAUCAGUGUUUAGCCAUCGAGAAACAGUGAAAUGUUAUAUACUAACUGAAGAUUCAAAAACAGUGCAUUUUGAUGUAGAUGAAGAUGGCCAUCAUGAAAUAUGUACAAAGGAUUCACAAUCCUGUGAAGAUAUUGCGUGGUUAUGCGUGUACACAGGGAACGAAGGAGUUACUGCAGAUUCUAAAAAUUUGGUGAUCCUCACACAGAGAUCAAAGCUUAAUGAAUUUGUCCUGUUGUGCAAGGGUAAGAAGCACCUCUCUCUGAAGGUCUUAAAAGCAUCCUGUUCAGAGCCAGAUCAUCCUUCACUGGGGAGACGCAAUAUGAAAACAUGCAUCCAUGAAGAUCCUAACUUUAAACAGGAAACAAAAUAUUCCGGUGUGGAAAAAUAUACAGGGGAUAUUUUAAAAAUGGCAAGGAACACUAAGGAACAUACAUGAAUACGAUCAUAAAAUGUGCCAUUAGUUCUUCAUGAGGUAAACGUUUUACUUUUUGAAAACUGUUUCUUAUAAGCUCACCUGAAUGUGGCAAGAAGACUUUUACAAGUUUUUAAAUGCAUAUGUGCAAAUCCUGACUGACUGACUUGGAGAAAGAGGCAGGAAGGGUGUCUUGAGUCUACCUGAGAAUAAGGGAAGAUGCUGGAAGCUGGAAGGUGUCUCUGAACCUGUAGCUCCGUGUCAGCCCAUGCAGUCCAUUGUGCAAUUUCAGCAUCUCUCCAGCACGGCAGCUCUCUAAGAAAAUGUACACAGAGCAUCAGAUGUGGAAUGUGCAGACAGAGGGAGGGAGACACAUUGAACUGAUGGGCCAUAACAAAUGUCUGCAAAAACAGCAGAAAGUUGCUCCACUUCUGAGUCAUAGAGGAAAACACAAUCACAUGCAAAACAGAGUGCAGAACAACAUCAGAAAAAUAAUAAUGUUCAAAAUUACUGAACAAAAUAAACACUAAGUGCUUAUGUGGGGUACACUGUAGGAGGCAUAAGAGUACCUACCCUUGAGCAGCAGGGUCUUUCAGUGUUAAAUGGAAGAUGUUGACAGUUAAAUGUCCAUAGACCAUACCCUGCAAAGAAAACCUAUUUGAAAUACAUGAGAAAACAACCUGAAAAUUAUCAGGAUCACUAGGUGUUAAAGAUCUGGUUCUUCAUUGCUGUGCAUGGAAUUCCACUCUGAUUUAGUGGCAAUUUUCUGUGAUGCAAGUAAGUAGAGACCAUAUGUGUAUAGAUGAUAGACACGAUGCACCAAUGCCAAGAGACUGCUGCCUACAAGAUAAGACAACACAUGCAAGAAUAGUCCUGUGUAAAUAUAAUAAACAAUGCACAUCUGAAAUAGGAAUCCUAUUGUCAGUCAGUCGAUCACACCAAUGCGCAUUGCAAUAAGGCAAUUUUCUGCUGUAACUAAAUUCCAAAGAUCUGGGAGACCUUAAAAGCUUUCAUGGCUUGCUCAUUGCAAACUUCAAAUAGUGAAAAUCUUUAUGUUGGUUAAAAUGCUCAUUGAAGAGAGGUUUUAAGUACAGAAUACUUACAACUUCUGGACUAGCCAAGAGUUCAAUAAAGUUAGCAUGAAGAAAAAACUCCAAAACUCUAGAUAUUAAUUUCAGCAUUUAUUACACUAGAAUCAAGUUAUUUCAGCACUACUUAAGAUGUUGCACAAGAAAUAGAUUCUGUCAUGUAGUUAAGUACUUUAAUUUCACUAUCUGAUACACUAACACUUCAUACAUUUAUUAUUGGUAAUGUAACCACCUUACUAAAUAAUAGAAUGGGCUAGAUGGCAAGUUGAUGAAAAGAUGACAAGUCACUGUAGAGUUUGUCAAAGCAUAUUAAUUAAAUCAGCAUUGCUGAUAUCA
Molecule: messenger RNA, 2257 nt
Organism: Ficedula albicollis (Collared flycatcher)
Lineage: Eukaryota; Metazoa; Chordata; Aves; Passeriformes; Muscicapidae
Exons: 8
Coding region: 240-857 (205 amino acids)
Source: RefSeq, a predicted model, not a curated record